CGGAGCAUUGGAGAGAAGAGAUGGGCCGGAGGGAGGUGGAAGCCAGCUGGCCCGGCAGCAAAGCGGACCGGAUGGGCGGGGUUUGCGAAUGUCUGAGACCCUGUGUCUGGCUCCCUGGAGCCGGGGGCGGGGCGCGGGUAGGCCUCGGACCCGGUUGCUGGUGACCGGUCGCCUGACUGGGCUCCUCCCCCGGCCCGCCCCUGAAGGUUUAUCUUGUGACCGCGGAAUCUGGUUCUUCGUUCCUUGAGCUUGUAGUCUCAGCUGCGAUGCGUUUCUUGGGCGCCGCGUUCCUGUUCCUGGCACUCAGCGCCUCCGCCCUGGCCGAGCCGGUGCAUUUCAAGGACUGCGGUUCUGGGGUCGGAGUUAUAAAGGAAGUGAAUGUGAACCCGUGCUCCACCGAACCCUGCCAACUGCACAAAGGACAGUCUUACAGUGUCAAUGUCACAUUCACCAGUAGCACUCAGUCUCGAAGUAGCAAAGCUGUGGUGCAUGGCAUUGUGAUGGGCGUCGCAAUUCCCUUUCCUAUUCCUGAGCCUGACGGUUGUAAGAGUGGAAUCAGCUGCCCCAUUGAAAAAGACAAGACCUAUAGCUACUUGAAUAAACUACCCGUGAAGAAUGAAUACCCCUCUAUAAAACUGGUGGUGGAGUGGGAACUUACAGAUGACAACGACCAACGUCUCUUCUGCUGGCAAAUCCCAGUACAGAUUGAAAGCUAGAGCUAUUUGAUGCCAAUAUGUCCGUCUGGGGGUGAGAGAGCACGGGUGGAGGGAGAGGAGGAGAGAUCAAGUCUAAACUAAAUCAGUGCCAUAAGAUGAAAGGAAUUUCUAGACUGCCGUUCUAGCCUCUCAACCUCCAAAAGCAUCUAAGACCCUAUUUCCUGAGAGCUCAGAACUGUCGCCCCUGUAUUAUCCUUUGUAAAAGGGUUGAAGGAAGGAAGAGAAAGUGAGACUGUAGGGAUUGAUUUAAUUGUCUUCAGGGAGAGUUUUUUGUUUGUUUUGGUUUGGUUUUUGCUUUUGGAAUAAGGAGGGUCUAACCAGACAUGAUCCAAAUCAGGCUGCUUGGGGGAUAUUGGAUAACUCGCCCUAGGGUUACUAGCCCUUGCAGCAAAGCACGGGUUCCAAACCACAUCCAUCUAAGUGGGAUAUUACAUCUGCAAGUUCCUCAUCUCCACGUGCCUCGUUGAGUUCAGUGCAUCUGGCCAAUGAGCUUCCUCACCUCCAGCUCCGCUGCUUCACCGGCCAUGACUUGCUGUGCAGUGGUGUCCAGCGUGGCAGUGGAGGGGAGGUCUUCUACAACAGAAAUUCUCUGCAGUUAGCUCAUGUCUCCUUUACUAUCUUAGGUGGUUUUCAUUAAAUGCAUCACUUGAUUAGCAGAUGUUUGAUUUUUUUUUUUAACAACACUAACUUGUGGCUUCUUUAUGCACCUGGAAAUGUCCCUUUGAAUAAAUAAAAACUCGUCAAUCUCUUCUUCUGCA
Molecule: messenger RNA, 1474 nt
Organism: Orcinus orca (killer whale)
Lineage: Eukaryota; Metazoa; Chordata; Mammalia; Artiodactyla; Delphinidae
Gene: NPC2
Product: NPC intracellular cholesterol transporter 2
Exons: 4
Coding region: 267-716 (149 amino acids)
Biological process (GO): cholesterol efflux; intracellular cholesterol transport
Molecular function (GO): cholesterol binding
Source: RefSeq, a predicted model, not a curated record